AUGGCAAAUAAAAUACUGUCAAUAGCUGAUCUUGAGGAGGCGGCUUCCAACUCACUAUCCGUCUCCGCAAGAGACUUCUUCAACUCCGGCGCAACGAACCAAGUCACACUUCACGACAAUUAUGCAGCGUAUAGAAAGUAUCGUCUCUUGCCAAGAGUUCUGAGGGAUGUUUCACUUGUCGAUACUGGAAUUUCCCUCUUUGACCGAGACAUUAAAUUUCCGCUCUGUGUCUCACCUGCCGGAAUGCAGGCUAUGGCUCAUCCAGAAGGCGAGCUGGCCACAAGCCGAGCCUGUGCCAAAAUGGGCGUCAACAUGGGCGUCUCCUCCUAUGCCAACCACUCGGUUGAAGAGAUCACCGUCGCUGGAAAAGAAGUGGGGACAAUUCAUCAUGUGAUGCAGCUUUACGCGAUGAACGACAAAGCUAAACAAGAGCGAAUCGUCCGUCGAGCUGAGGCUGCGGGGUGUAAGGCUAUAUUCCUGACUGCAGAUAGUCCCGUACUUGGGGUGCGCUGGAAUGAAUGGCGAAAUGGAUUCAUGCCUCCAGUUGGCUUGGGGUAUCCGAUGUAUGAGAGAUCAUCUACCGAGAUUCAGCAGCAAUCUCACGAUGAUGGGUUUAGCUCAACAAACUCGGAUUCCCAUUCCUGGGCCACAGAGAUACCGUGGUUACGCAGAGUGACGAAGAUGGAGAUUUGGAUUAAAGGUGUUCUCACCCCGGAAGAUGUCGAGAUAGCUAUUGAAUAUGGCUGCGAUGGUAUUAUCAUCAGCAAUCAUGGUGGUCGGCAGCUGGAUGAAACACCGGCCACAAUCGAUGCGCUUCCUGCCUGUGCUAAGGCGGCGCGGGGGCGGAUCAAGAUUCAUAUUGAUGGUGGAAUUCGAUCCGGGGUGGACAUUUUCAAAGCCUUGGCUCUUGGCGCUGAAUGUUGCUGGGUUGGUCGUCCUGCGCUGUGGGGACUUGCGUAUGACGGUCAACAAGGAGUCGAGUUGAUGCUUAGGAUCCUGUUCGACGACUUCAAGCGAUCGACCAUAGCAAACGUGACUCCAACAACUUGUUUGCACAGUAUGCAGUCCGAGAAAGGUCCGCUUCUGGAUGUAAACGAAGUCUACGAUUCCGAGGACAAUGGCUUUGUUUCUAGCCACACCCGGCACAAUAAGCUACAAAGAACCCGCUCUUGCUGGGCGAGAACCCUGAGGAAAGGGCUCUGCGUCUUUGUGAUCACCGGUCUUAUUACCUACUAUCUAGGUUUCCCGAAUGGCUCUCCAUCUACUGAGAAGAAGCCGUCCCCGCACCCCGAGGCUCCCCCGCUUUGCCAGUCGCAACAAUGCAUUCAUGCUGCAUCCGAAAUUCUCUAUAAUCUGGACCCCAACUAUGAGAACAUAGAUCCCUGCACUGAUUUUGACCAAUAUGUCUGCGGUGGAUGGAGGGAGCGCCAUGACAUGCGGCCCGAUCAGGGAUCGAUAUUUGCGGGCACAAUCAUGAAAGAGAAUGCCCAGACCAAUCUUCGUCAUAUAUUGGAGCGUACAGAAGCGCCACCGUCAUCUGAUGCUGACAAUCUCAAGAAACUGAAAGCUGCAUACAAUGCUUGCUUGGAUGAGGCUACUGUCAACGAACGGGGCAGUAAGCCUUUGACUAAUAUUCUGGACGAACUGAAGACCAUCUAUCCCGCAAAGGCAGGGCUUGUGAAAGGAGCGCAGGAUCAACUCACCAGUGCUCUGUUGUAUCUGGCGAAUGCUGGUGUUGAGGCUCUAGCUUCUUCCGGUGUUACUCCCGACGAUAGAGACCCUGAUAAUGUUGUUAUCAUGGUCUCGCCGCCUCGUAAAAUCGGACUUCCCGCAAGAGAAUACUAUAAUAACACAAAGACCGUGGCUGACUACACGACCGUUUUGAAGCAAGUUGUUCGGGGACUUGUUGGAGAUGGAUUGGACAAAACUGCCGAGGAUGUUGUCGCCUUCGAAAAAAAGCUCGCGGAUGUGACUCCAGACACCCAAACCCAGGAAGAUGUCACUAAAUACUACAACCCCCUUACGGUCAAGGAAACGGAGGCACUGGUACCUGAAAUCUCUUUUGCUAAUAUUAUUUCAUCUUUGGCGCCCCAUGACUACAAAGGUGACCGCCUAAUUGUUGGGUCGCCUUCCUAUAUGAAAGCAUUGUCUGUUCUCUUGAAAGAUACACCCAGAGAGACCAUCCUGCUAUUCUUACAGUGGAAGCUCAUCCAAGGGUUUGCGGGUGUUAUUGAGGAUGCUUCCAUUGAACCGCUUCGGCGAUUCGAGAAUGAACUUGCCGGGAAAGAGCCUCAAGCCAAGGAGGAGCGAUGGCGUAAAUGCCUUGGGCAUCUGGAUGAAGGGCUUGGAUGGAGUCUCAGCCGUUUCUAUGUGCUCGAUGCGUUCUCCGAGGACUCGAAGAAACUCGGCGACCAGAUUGUUUCCGAUAUCAAGGAAAGAUUUAUCUUCACCCUGGACCAAACUAACUGGAUGUCUCCGGAUGUGCGAAAAUUGGGGAUUGAGAAGGUGGGAAACAUCAUCCAAAAGAUCGGAUUUCCCACAAAGAGUCCCAAUGUUCUAGACCCCGAAGACGUGAACAAAUUCUACCGGGAGCUGGAAUUGUCCAAAGACACUUUCUUUGAGAAUGAAGUGGCCGUGGCGAGGUUCCAACUUCGCGGCGAAUGGUCUAAGCUCGGAAAGCCCACCAACCGUGACGAAUGGGGCAUGAGUGCACCGACUGUCAAUGCGUAUUAUAACCCGCCAGGUAAUGAGAUCGUCUUCCCUGCCGGCAUUAUGCAGCCGCCAGCGUUCUAUGGACCUUCCGCUCCGUUGUAUCUGGCAUACGGUGCAUUUGGUGCUGUCAGCGGCCACGAACUUUCACAUGCUUUCGAUUCCACCGGUCGGCACUACGAUGAGAGUGGAAACUACACUGACUGGUGGGACGAUAAGACCGUUGAAGCAUUUGAAGAGCGUGCUCAAUGUUUUGUCGACCAGUAUUCUAAGUUUACCGUCACUGGUCCCGAGGACAAGGUCCUCCACGUGAAUGGACGGUUGACACUGGGGGAGAACAUUGCCGAUGCCGGAGGUUUGACAGCAUCAUACCACGCAUGGAAAAAGCACGAUGACGCAAAGUCUGACCUCCACCUCCCGGGAUUGGAUGCAUUCACCAAAGAGCAGCUGUUCUUUAUAUCUUAUGGUAAUUGGUGGUGUGGAAAGACUACCAAGGAAGCGGCCGAGCAGGCGAUCUAUAACGAUCCCCAUGCGCCUAAAUCAGCACGAAUUAUCGAGACUAUGGCCAACUCUAGGGAGUUCAAGAAUGCCUUUAGUUGCCCGGAUAGGAAGCCGGUUUGCAAGCUCUGGUAGUUUUUGACUAGAUU
This is a messenger RNA of Penicillium verrucosum, 3356 nucleotides long. RefSeq lists its product as uncharacterized. The coding region runs from base 1 to 3342 and encodes 1113 amino acids. The transcript is spliced from 8 exons. Gene Ontology annotation, cellular component: plasma membrane. Gene Ontology annotation, molecular function: oxidoreductase activity; metalloendopeptidase activity; FMN binding. Lineage: Eukaryota; Fungi; Ascomycota; Eurotiomycetes; Eurotiales; Aspergillaceae. Gene Ontology annotation, biological process: protein processing. The record is from RefSeq and is a predicted model, not a curated record.